AUGGAGGUUUGGCAGCAACCCGUCCCUGAACAAUCCCCAUCAAGGACACUUUCCUCUGACGAACAGGUGGAAACACAUACACUGGUGGAGUUACGCCCUUCUGUUUCUGCUAUUAUUGCUAUGUCGUCACAUCCAACAACUCUGAAUUUAUUCAUUUCAGAAAAGCUAAAAUAUUUAACUUCGAGAUGUCCGUCUCUGAGAAAGGGCUUGGGUGGAUUGAAAGAAGUGUUGCAGUUGAUAUCAAACAAUGGAUCUAUGGAACAACCAGUGCCUAAGCCAAUGCCGAAAGGGUAUGGAACUGUUAGAUUUGCACAUUUGCUCGGACAUCUCGGCUUGGUUAUGUUUGCCCCUUUCGUUAUAGUUGUGGGGGUUCGGGUUGUGUUGACAUUAUCAGAAGCGGCCAAUGCCAAUGGAAGACACAAGAGAAGCAAAAGAACAGAACGCAGAAGCAUGUUUGAAGUCGAAAUUUAG
Molecule: messenger RNA, 471 nt
Organism: Fraxinus pennsylvanica
Lineage: Eukaryota; Viridiplantae; Streptophyta; Magnoliopsida; Lamiales; Oleaceae
Source: the annotation of a GenBank genome assembly